UCGGGGAAGCGGCCUCUUCCCCCUCUCCACCCCCUACCCGAAUUCUCGCCACGAGGGGAAAACUGAAGCAAACGUCAGGGGAAGUUUCAAAAUUUUCGAAAAGGGAAUUUAUAGUGGGGUUUCGAAAGAAUUCUCCGGGUGCUGCUACCAUGGGAACGAGAGGAGGUUUUGUGAUCGCCGUGGUACUACGCGAGCUGUUGUCGUCGGCGGCGGCCGCGGCCGACGACGGCAGCCUCCGGCGGCGGUCGCUCCACCAGCCCUUCUUCCCCAUCGAGUGGUCCCCUCCGCCGCCGGCGUCCGGGAGCGUCGUCCUGCCCACGCCGCCGCCGGCGUCCGCCGCCGCGGCCUCGACCACAAGCCCCGCGCGGUCCGCGCCCAGCUUCACGAACACCAUCGCAAUCGCGCUCACGGCCGGCCUCGUCGCGCUCGCGGUGGUGUCCUACUCCUGCGUCCUCCUGUGGCGCCGCGUGUCCGAUGGCGGCGGGGAGGACGACGGCCGGGCCACCACGGCCACGUCGACGAAGCCGGUGGCCGUGGGGGCCGUCCCCGCGAGAGUCCCGAGCGAUGUCGGGAGCAGCUCCCGGCGCCACAGGUCGCCGCCGCCGAGCUCGACGGCCUCGGACGCGAUAUACCUCGACCCGCUCACGUCGCUGAUGGAGGUCCACCAGCACCGGGCCAGCCCCGACCUCCGCCCGCUCCAGCUGCCGAAGCAGCCGUCCUUGAGCCCUGACCUCCGCCCGCUGCCGCCGCUGAAGCGGCCGGUCUCACAUCCACCGCCGCCGCCCGCGUCCACGCCGCCGAUGACCGCCACCACGGAGUACUCCUCCGAGGAGGACGACCAGGCGACUUACUACACCGCGCGGAAGACUGCCAUGUCCUCCUUCAGCCGGAGCACCAGCCAGCGCAGCACUCUGGAGCAAACAGCGCCGCCGCCCGCGCCCGCACCCGUGCCGCCGCCGCCGCCGCCGCAAGUGAAUCACCUGCGACCUCCUCGCCCACCUCCGCCGCCGCCGUUGCCGAGGCAGAGAUUGCUGCGGCCGCUACCCUCCGAAUCGCCCCCUCCAGCCGCCCUGGCCAAUCUAGCACUAACCAGCCCCCCAGAACCCUCAAUUCAAAACAGGGGAAUCGAGAAUUCUGACGUCCUAGGCGGAAGCACGCGGCCGCCGAACCUGAAGCCACUUCACUGGGACAAGCUCCGGGCCAUCUCCGGCCGCACCACCGUCUGGGACCAGGUCAAGAACUCCGACUCGUUCCGGGUGGACGAGGCGGCGAUGGAAAGCUUGUUCCCCAGAAGCGGCGUCCCCGCGGCGGGGAAUUCCGAUCAAGCGGUGGCGAGAGGAGCCCCCGGGAAGCAGCAGAGCCUGUUGCUUGACCCGAAGCGGCUGCAGAACGUGGCGAUCAUGCUCAAGGCGCUCAAUGUGACCGCGGACGAGGUGAUCGGAGCACUCAUGCACGGAAACCUAGAAGAGAAGCCAGAGUUCUACGAAACACUAGCUAAGAUGGCACCAACAAAAGAAGAGGAGUUGAAGCUAAAACAUUAUAGCGGUGAUCUAUCAAAAAUUGAUCCAGCAGAGCGCUUUCUAAAAGAUGUACUUGAUGUUCCUUUUGCCUUCAAGAGAGUGGAUGCAAUGCUUUACAGAACAAACUUUGAUACUGAAGUGAAUUAUUUAAGGAAAUCUUUUGGAACUUUGGAGGCAGCUUGUUCAGACCUAAGAAGCAGCAAUCUGUUCUUGAAGUUGCUAGAUGCUGUUCUCAAGACUGGGAACCGCAUGAAUGACGGUACUAAUCGAGGGGAAGCAAAGGCCUUUAAACUUGAUACUCUUCUAAAGCUGGCAGACAUCAAGUCAACAGAUGGUAAAACAACAUUGCUCCACUUCGUGGUUCAAGAGAUCAUCCGAUCAGAAGGCUUUGAUUCUGACCAAACAGCAUCGAAUCCUGGCAGUGCUAGCAAAGAACGGUUUAAGAAGGAUGGUCUGAAAGUACUUGCAGGGCUCAGUAGUGAGCUUUCAAAUGUGAAGAAGGCAGCCACAUUGGAGAUGGACACAUUGAGCGGUAACCUCUCGAGGCUCGACACCGACCUCGAGAAAGUUAAACUGGUCUUGCAACUUAAGGAGUCAUGCGCGGAUCAAGGCUCAAGCGUGAAGUUCUUCGAGGCAAUGGACGUGUUUCUCAGAAGGGCACUAACAGAGAUUGGGAGCAUCAAAAUAGCAGAAAGGAGCGCCCUGCAGCGUGUAAGGGAGACCACACAGUACUUCCACGGUGAUGCCACGGUUGAGGAACCUCACCCUCUGAGGGUAUUCAUGGUGGUGUGUGAGUUCCUCUUAAUACUGGAUCGAGUGUGCAGGGACGUAGGCAGAACACCGGAAAGGGUGAUGAUGGGUUCCGGUAAGUCUUUCCGUGUCACCGCCGGCACCUCAUUGCCACCUCGGCGGCAAGAACAGCAAAGGCAGCUUAGCUCUUCGGACGAAGACAGCUCGUCGUCGUAGAAUUACUUUAGGAAACUCUUUUUGGGUGCACAUGAUAGUUUGUCCAAAUUUUGAGGGCAGUGAUUCAUUCAGGAUUGAUCAUGUGUAAUUACCGCCAGGAAUCAGAAGGGACAGUCACUGUAUAUGUAAUAGUACUAGAUGUCUACAGAAGAUUAAAAACAUAGCCGUACAAAGACAUGGUUUUCUUGAUUCUGUAUAACGUUAUGUCAGAAAAGGAAAUUGUUCAGCUCACCAUA
Messenger RNA from Brachypodium distachyon (stiff brome), 2722 nucleotides. RefSeq names its product formin-like protein 13. Gene Ontology annotation, biological process: actin cytoskeleton organization; actin nucleation. The coding region runs from base 150 to 2486 and encodes 778 amino acids. The transcript has 4 exons. NCBI's taxonomy places the organism in Eukaryota, Viridiplantae, Streptophyta, Magnoliopsida, Poales, Poaceae. The record is from RefSeq and is a predicted model, not a curated record. Gene Ontology annotation, molecular function: actin filament binding.